AAAAGACAAUGCAACUCCAAACCCUUUAAAACAAUACGCAUUUAUUUAACUGAUCAAAAGUUUGUAUUUCUGUAUGAUCCCUGCAACAAUUGUUGUUGUGCCAACAUGCGAUUUGUUCACUUUAUAUUGUAUAAUUUUAUCAUUUUUAUUUAGUUUUUUCGUUUAUAAAAUGUUUGUAUAUACAAUGUUAAUGAUUUAAUAAAUAGGCUAGAUGUUUUUCGAUAAGCUUUAGCAUAUCACAUUUUUGUGAGGUUAAAUUAUUAUAAUUUUAAAUGUAAAAUCGUCGUUUUAAAACAAUUAUAGACUAUAAUCCAUUAGUAGGCCUAAUAGUAACCAGGCUAAUAAAGAAUACAUCAAUAGCCUAUUUGCAUUUAUAUUGGAUGACGUUAGCAAAGAGAAAUUGUCAAGGAGAUUACAUUUUUUUAAAUAAUUUUCUAGAUUUUUUUAAUUAGUAGUUUUUUUAUUUGCAUUUGUUUACAUUUGAACUAUUACUUGUAAAGUGUUUGUCUGGUCAUGUAUAGUUUGUUUUAUGAACGUAUCUUAAAAAUUCCAAUCCGAUGCUGUUUAAUCGUGGUGUUCACUCCGUUAAGUAAGAGAUAUUUGUAAAAAAAUUUGAAGAACUUUAUAGGGAAUUAAAUUCUUAUUGCUGCAACGUCGUUCAAAUCGCUUUUCGGUUCCAGAAAUAGCUAUUUUAUCCCUAAAAGGUGAAAAGGGUGCGAGAGUCAUUGUGAAACUAUUGUUUGUUCCAUUCGGCAUGUGAUGUACUUAUUAUUGAGGUUUUUACUGAAAAUAGGCUUGGGUUUGUAUUUGUAAUCCUCGAGCCCCUCCCCAAUCUGCCUCGAGCAGGAUAAAACUUGCAGGUGCCAGGCCAUCUACAAGUUCACCACAUCUCCAGCUAAGAAUGUUUCCCCUGCAGUUUCUCAACUUUUUCUCCAUUGCUGUGACUACAGGCUGUGAAGAGAAGAAGAAAACCCAAGGGGUCAAAAAUGAUAUCUCCAUCUUCAAAAAAGGAGAUCUGCUAGAGGUUCCUAGAACCCUCUUUACGCAUUUUGGAAUUUAUUUGGGGAACAACCGUGUCGCUCACCUCAUACCUGAUAUCCUGCCUGUCUUGAGCAGUGACACCAAGGCCCUGCAGACGAUGGUCACAAAUAACCGUCUGAUUUUGGGUGCAAUAGCAAAAAAAGCAAGUGUCAGGGUGGACUCGGUGGAGGACUUUGCCUAUGGGUCGGGGAUUAUAGUGAACAAGAUGGACAAGGUGUGCAGCCGACCACCGUUUGAUGGUGAAGAAGUGGCUAGGAGGGCUGAGAAGAUGAUUGGCUCCGUGGCUUACAGUCUCCUGUGGUAUAACUGCGAGCACUACGUCAUGUACUGCAGAUAUGGCACCAACAUAAGUUUCCAAACCUGCCAGUUCUGCAAAGCCGUGCGGAAGAUUGUAUGCAGCAAGACCACUUCUCUCAUAAGCCUAUUAGUGUGCUUGUUCAUUGUGUUAUUUCUUGGGUCCAUGUCCAUAUUUGAAAUUCUACUUACAAUCUUUAUUCCCUUUAAUAUUUGGAUGGCAUCCUGAAUCUCUGCUACAAGCCACGUCAGUCAGAAAUGGGUGAUGUGCCGGCAGACAUUUCUGUUAUCAUUUAUUGGUCAUUUUUAGUUACACAUAAAACUUUAUCUCCUUGUAUCACGUAUGAGCCAUUUUAAUACAGAUGCUAAAUUAGCAGGACAGAGAAUACUUUUUGAUUUUAAUUAUGUAUGAAUGUAAUCUUUCAAGUGAUGUUAAGGUUUACCAGAUACUUUAUUUUCUUACUGUGUAUUGUGGCUUACAAAAAUAUGUAUAUUAGCUAUAUGAAUUAAAGAACAUUUUUAUAUGA
Molecule: messenger RNA, 1862 nt
Organism: Triplophysa dalaica
Lineage: Eukaryota; Metazoa; Chordata; Actinopteri; Cypriniformes; Nemacheilidae
Gene: lratb.2
Product: lecithin retinol acyltransferase b, tandem duplicate 2
Exons: 2
Coding region: 902-1564 (220 amino acids)
Biological process (GO): retinol metabolic process
Molecular function (GO): phosphatidylcholine-retinol O-acyltransferase activity
Source: RefSeq, a predicted model, not a curated record